AUGAACCCUCAUACUAAGUGCUUCAGUUUUAUUCUUGUUUUUGCAUUUUUUCAGUGUAUCGUAAACGGGAAGAAAAAAAUAUUAAUAAAAAAGUUUGAAAUGUGUGACCCGAAUUACGACUACCCCAUUGCUCUCGAAGGAAAUUUCAAGGAACGAAAUGGUCAUCAAUUCUUGAAUAUUACAUGCAUUGUCAACACACCUCUCGGGAUGAACCAAUCAAUGAAUGCAACAUUUGAAUAUUCCGAGAACGAAGAAAGUUUUACGCCUUUAUUUAAAUUCUCAAGAUCUGAUCUUUGUGAUUACUUUAACAAAGAUUUAGGAAAGUUCUGGUUUGAACUGCAACAACAAAUUGCUCUUGCUCCUCGUACUUGUCCCAUAGGAAAUGGUCGAUACAAUUUGAAGAACUACGAACUUCCUUUGUCCAAACUGAAUUUUCCCUUGCCCACUGGAUUUAUUCGUUCGAUUUUAAACGUCAUUGAAAAUGAAACUAAUAAAGUGAUAUUAUGCGUUUCUGUUUUGUUAGAAGUAAUAAACUUGAAUACAAUUUAG
Messenger RNA from Tribolium madens (black flour beetle), 549 nucleotides. RefSeq lists its product as uncharacterized. Lineage: Eukaryota; Metazoa; Arthropoda; Insecta; Coleoptera; Tenebrionidae. The coding region runs from base 1 to 549 and encodes 182 amino acids. The transcript is spliced from 4 exons. The record is from RefSeq and is a predicted model, not a curated record.